Molecule: messenger RNA, 3686 nt
Organism: Elaeis guineensis (African oil palm)
Lineage: Eukaryota; Viridiplantae; Streptophyta; Magnoliopsida; Arecales; Arecaceae
Source: RefSeq, a predicted model, not a curated record
CUCUCCCAACGUUUUAUUAUAUAACACAAGGGAAUAAAGUCGAAGAAUUGAGAAGGAAUAGCCGAAUAGUUUCCUCUCCAUCGCUUUCAGGUAUUCCCGAUCUCCUCUCUUCUCUACCUUACUUACUGGGCUUAGGGUUCGAGUUUCCGUUUCGACCACGGGAACGGGAUCUGAGAUCGUGGGUUUGGUCGGAUCUUCGGAUCAUCAGAUGAUGCGGCCGGCCUCCUCCGAGAGCUCCCGCCCCCGCGAUGACCGGAGGAUCGGCAACGGCGGUGGCCUCCGCCACCACCACCGCAUCGCUCCCUCCGCCGCCUCCGGAAACCGCCCGGAAUGGGUUCCCCGAGGAUCCGCCGCCGCCACCUCCAUCCACCAGCCACCGCCUCCCAGCGGGGAACCGAUCAAUGCUCCCGGCUCUAAUCUCGGCCACCAUCGCCAUCGGAACAAUCAACCGGCCCGUCCGGCGUACGUGCCCCGCGGGGCGGCUCCCCCGGCGCGACUGACGGCCGGGGCGGACCCAGCCUCCGUGCCGCAGCUGGUCCAGGAGAUCCAGGACAAGCUCGCGAGGGGAGUGAUGGAGUGUAUGAUCUGCUACGAUAUGGUUCGCCGUUCUGCUUCUGUUUGGUCGUGCUCUAGCUGCUUCUCGAUCUUCCACCUCCCCUGCAUCCGGAAAUGGGCCCGCUCCCCCACCUCGGCCGACACUGUUGCUCCUGCCGCGACAGCUGACGGCGGUGGCGGUGGCGGCAGGUGGCGGUGCCCUGGGUGCCAAUCAGUGCAGGCCACACCGGCCCAGGAACUCAACUACACGUGCUUCUGUGGCCGCCGCCGUGAUCCCCCGAUUGAUUUCUACCUCACUCCGCAUUCCUGUGGGGAGCCCUGCGGGAAACCCCUCGACAAGACUCCGCCUUCCUCCACCGGCGAUGAUGAUAGCCGGUGCCCCCACGUGUGUGUUCUCCAAUGCCACCCGGGCCCCUGCCCACCAUGCAAGGCAUUUGCUCCCCGCCGGCCAUGCCCAUGUGGGAAGAAGACCAUCGUCCGGCGUUGCUCCGAUCGCAGGAGCCCGUUAACCUGUGGCCAGCAGUGCAACCGCCUCCUCUCCUGUGGCCGCCACCGCUGUGAUCGUGUCUGCCACACCGGCGCUUGCAGCCCCUGUCGUGUUCUCAUAUCCGCUUCGUGCUUCUGCAAGAAGAAGACUGAGAUUGUGAUUUGCGGCAGCAUGGCGGUGAAGGGCGAUGUCAAGGAGAUCGACGGGGUCUUCUCAUGUAAUUCAAUCUGUGGGCGAACACUUGCUUGUGGGAGCCACUUCUGCAGUGAGAAUUGCCAUCCAGGCACCUGUGGGGAGUGCGAGCUUUUGCCGGAAAAGAUCAAAACUUGUCACUGUGGAAAAACUGAAUUGAAGGAAGAGAGGGAGAGUUGCUUGGAUCCAAUACCCACUUGUUCCAAACUUUGUGCAAAGCUCCUCAUUUGUGGGCUUCAUCGAUGCAAAGAGACUUGCCAUGAGGGGGAGUGCCCGCCCUGUUUGGUUCGGGUCGAGCAGAAAUGCAGGUGUGGGUCGUCAAGCCAGACUGUGGAGUGUUACAAGGUUUCAGAAGAAAGGGAGACUUUUGUUUGCGAUAAGCCAUGUGGUCGGAAGAAGAACUGCGGGAGGCACCGCUGCAGCGAGCGCUGCUGCCCAUUAUCCAAGCCGGGUGCCCAGCUCUCGAGCGUGGAUUGGGAUCCACAUCUUUGCUCGAUGCCUUGUGGGAAGAGGCUUCGGUGCGGGCAGCAUUCAUGCCAAAUGCUAUGCCACAGCGGCCACUGCCCGCCGUGUCUCGAGACCAUCUUUACUGAUCUCACCUGUGCUUGUGGGAAGACAUCGAUCCCUCCACCACUCCCUUGCGGCACUCCAACCCCAUCGUGCCCCCACCCUUGCUUGGUCCCCCAGCCUUGUGGGCACUCAGCCUCGCACACCUGCCACUUUGGGAAUUGUCCACCAUGUUCAGUCCCUGUGGCGAAGGAAUGCAUUGGAGGGCAUGUACUCUUGAGGAACAUACCUUGUGGGUCGAAGGAUAUUCGGUGCAACCAGCUCUGUGGGAAGACUCGGCAAUGUGGAUUGCACGCUUGCGCUAGAACUUGCCAUCCUCCUCCUUGUGAUACUUCAGGUAGCUCUGUCUCUGUCUCCGGGGCGAAGGCUUCAUGUGGGCAGGUCUGUGGUGCUCCAAGGAGGGAUUGCAAGCACACAUGCACUGCUCCAUGUCAUCCUUCGGCCCCUUGCCCGGAUAUCAGGUGUGAUUUCCCCGUCACCAUUACAUGUUCUUGUGGCCGGAUGACUGCCAGUGUGCCCUGUGGAGCUGGGGAUGGCAUAAGUGGGUUCCAUGGAGACACGGCAUUUGAAGCCUCUAUCGUGCAGAAGCUUCCUGUUCCCUUGCAGUCAGUGGAGGCCAAUGGGAAGAAGGUGCCCCUUGGACAGAGGAAGCUCACCUGUGAUGAGGAGUGUGCUAAGCAGGAGAGGAAACGGGACCUUGCAGAGGCAUUUGAUAUUACUCCUCCCAAUUUGGAUGCUUUGCAUUUUGGGGAGAGUGCCGCGGCAUCGGACUUGCUUGCGGACCUCUAUAGACGGGAACCAAAGUGGGUACUAGCAGUAGAGGAGAGGCUCAAGUUCUUGGUGCUUGGAAGGGCCAAAGGAGGUGGGGCAGGUAGCCUCAGGGUCCAUGUCUUUGGUCACAUGUUGAAGGAGAAGAGAGAUGCUGUUGGGCACAUAGCUGAGAGAUGGAAACUCUCAGUCCAAGCAGCAGGUUGGGAGCCAAAGCGGUUCCUAGUGGUUCAUGUUACACCCAAGUCCAGACCUCCUGCUCGGAUCCUGGGCUCAAAACCUGGCAUUCCAGUAACCGCUCCUCAUCCUCCAGCUUUCGAUCCUCUAAUUGACAUGGAUCCUAGGCUUGUGGUUGCAAUGCUGGAUUUGCCAAGGGAUGCAGAUACAAGUGCAUUGGUUCUGAGAUUUGGUGGCGAAUGCGAGCUGGUGUGGUUGAAUGACGAGAAUGCCCUGGCUGUUUUUGGGGAUCCAGCAAGGGCGGCUACUGCUCUGAGGCGGUUGGAUCAUGGGUCUGCCUACCAGGGUGCUGUAAUGGUUCUUCAGAAUGCUGGGACAUCAGGUCCUUGGGCAAGUAAUGCAUGGGCAGUGGGAUCUAGGGAAGGGGGAGUGACUGCAAAGAGUAACGGUCCAUGGAAGAAGGCUGUGGCCUCGAAAUCGGAUUCAUGGGGAGGGGAGUGGUCUGGCUGGUUAACUGCAGGAGUGUCUGUGCCUGUGUGGAGAGGGAAUGAAGCUGCCCCAGUCCCAGCUUCGACAAACCGGUGGAAUGUUCUUGAUUCGGAUAUGGGUGCAAAUUUGGUGGCAUCUGAAUCGGUGGAGGAUCAUGGUUCAGUAGGGGUGGAAGAUGGUAUGGUGAUGGAACCAAGAACAAGUGGUUUGGGUUUAGCAGGGCAGGGUGCUGAAGUUGGUAAGGUGGAGAUGCCUGAAGAGGUGGAUGAUUGGGAAGCAGCUUAUGAGUGAGCACAAAGCGGACUUUUAGAAAUCUGCUUCUUUGGAUAUUUUUGUUACUUGCUUUCUGGAAUCCUUUUGUUACUUUUUUGAUGUCUAAAAUUGGAUGUUGAUGCGAAGAUGUACAGCGGUGGUUUUAUACCUAUAGAUCUUGAGUACAUUUCUGAGAGCA